AACAAUUUUCGGCGGCACGCUUUUUUCCACAAAAAAUAAUUCUUCCAUUUCUUCAAGUUUAUAAUUCACACGUUUGCAAAAUGCAGAAUUCCAUCGUGAAGGGGAUUUUCGACAACUUCAACGAGUACCUGUCCAAGGAACAGGAACUGCGUACGGAAAUACGGGACAUCGUACGUGACAUCGAUCAAGCCGCAAAGGAGGCGGCCAUUGCUCUACAGGUUAUUCACAGCAGCAUCGCCGAUGUACCGGCCGCAUGUGCAACGGCGCGCACACACUUCGAAGUUUGCCGGGCCGGAUACGUGAAGUUGGCGGCCCUGAUUCCGAUCGGACAGUACUAUCGCUACAACGACCACUGGCAUUACAUGACGCAGCGCAUCGUUUUCCUGAUUGCGCUAACCGUUUAUCUGGAGAAAGGAUUUCUCGUCAGCCGUGAUACGGCGGCAGAAAUAUUGGGCCUUUGUGUUGAGCAGCAGGAUGGUUUUCAUCUCGACAUCGAAGAUUAUCUGAUGGGAGUGCUGCAGCUCGCUUCGGAGCUGAGUCGCUACGCCGUCAAUUCGGUCAUUUUGGGUGAUUUCGAGAAGCCUCUGACCAUUUCCAAGUUCGUUGCUGACCUCAACUCGGGCUUCCGGCUGCUCAAUUUGAAAAACGAUUCGCUGCGUAAGCGAUUCGAUGCGCUCAAGUACGAUGUCAAGAAAAUCGAGGAAAUCGUGUAUGACAUUAGCAUUCGGGGACUGCGCAACGAUGGUGCCGCAGCAACAGCAGCCCCUCCGUCAGCUCCCACGACGCAGGAAACACCAAAGUGAAUUCCAGCCUUGAACAUCCUUCUUUUUUUGAAUAAAUUCAACCAACAGUGUUCCAUGUUUAAGAACACACUC
Molecule: messenger RNA, 875 nt
Organism: Anopheles darlingi
Lineage: Eukaryota; Metazoa; Arthropoda; Insecta; Diptera; Culicidae
Gene: trsn
Product: translin
Exons: 4
Coding region: 81-803 (240 amino acids)
Biological process (GO): RNA metabolic process
Cellular component (GO): nucleus; cytoplasm
Molecular function (GO): sequence-specific DNA binding; RNA binding; single-stranded DNA binding
Source: RefSeq, a predicted model, not a curated record